Messenger RNA from Selaginella moellendorffii, 555 nucleotides. RefSeq names its product ABC transporter G family member 5-like. The record is from RefSeq and is a predicted model, not a curated record. NCBI's taxonomy places the organism in Eukaryota, Viridiplantae, Streptophyta, Lycopodiopsida, Selaginellales, Selaginellaceae. The transcript is spliced from 3 exons. The coding region runs from base 1 to 555 and encodes 184 amino acids.
AUGGAGCAUGGAUCAUCGCGCAAGUCCUCGGUGGUGAGGCCCUUCUCGCUCCAGCUGUCGGCGUCGCUGGUCGAGGAUCUCUACGCGCCGAUCGCCAUGCCGCACCCGAUGAGCAGCUCUUCUAGCUCUCAGGAACAGGAAGAAUCGCCUCCAUCGCCGGUUGAUGAGUCGGCGCCACGGGCGAGGAGCCCGGAGGAAAAUGCUGGCCCGGGAUUUUGUCCAAUGUGUGCCACAAGGCGUUCCUUUGGUGAUGUCAGCCAUGAAUCUCCAUCCACUUCCAAGGAGAAAUCCCCUCCCUGGACUCUAGUUCUUCGCUUCAAAGCCAUCAGUGUUACGAUGGAUCACACCGAAGUUGGUCCGGGCUAUGAUACCUUUGGCAAGAAGCUACUUGGAUGCCUUCUAGGAGUUUGCAUUAAGCUGGCUCGUUCCAAGAAGAAAUCCAGCAAGAUCAAGGUUCUCAAGGACGUGAGUGGCUAUGUGAUGCCGGGUUCCAUGACUCUUGUUCUCGGUCCGCCAGGCAGUGGGAAGAGCACUCUCCUCAAGGUAGCAUGGUGA